Penicillium olsonii is the source of this 4293-nucleotide messenger RNA. Lineage: Eukaryota; Fungi; Ascomycota; Eurotiomycetes; Eurotiales; Aspergillaceae. The record is from the annotation of a GenBank genome assembly.
AUGAGGCGGAAGAAACUGAAGCUGCAGAAUCUGGAUGCAGAGAUCCGAGCUACAGCCGGUGAUGUACCGCCAAUAUUCCGAGGAGUAGUGGCCCAUGUCAACGGGUACACGCAGCCAUCGCUGCAGGACCUUCAUCGGAUGAUCGUCAGCCACGGCGGCGGGUUUCUGCAAUAUCUGGACGGCAAGACAGUCGCGACUCACAUCAUUGCCAGUGCUCUUACACCCAAGAAACGGGAAGAGUUUCGCCGGUAUCGCAUAGUCAAACCUGCCUGGGUGACAGACAGUAUCAAAGCAGGGCGCUUAUUGUCAUGGGAUGAAUAUAGAAUUGUAGAUGAAGGCCAUGCACAAAAGGUCCUCAAGUUCGGUGACGGCCAAUUCACGAGUCAGACAAACACCCCUCGUUCAGGCUACAAGGACCAAUCCAGAAGCAGUUGGUAUAACUCCCGACUGCGAGAUAUGGAGAAUAUGGACACAAGCCUUGGGUCCUCGCCAAACCCUGUGACGCCAUCUACACACCGAAAGCCUUCACAAUUGCAAGAGGACUUACCAGCCAAGCCAAGCCAGCAAUCCCAGUCAGAUUAUGGCGAUUUUCCUAGCUCCAUUAUCCAGGAAGUGGAGGACACUCUAGCCACGGCAAAAACCGAGACACAUCCCAUCAGCAAUGACGCGGGGCUCAGAAAGGCAUCAGAGCAACCCUUGCAGACGAGUGAAGAUUUCGGACCGGCUGAUGCCUCUAAGUCUUCUAUGCUCAAAAAUCCUAGCUCCACCAAAGAGGAUUUGACAUCCGAAGAAUACAACGCACAGCUCCUUUCCGAUCCACGAAUGAAGAAGUCAAGCGUCGUGAAUCCAGACUUCUUGCAGCAAUAUUAUAAAGAAUCCCGACUUCAUCACCUAUCCACCUGGAAGGCGGAGCUGAAAGCUCAACUGCAAGCAGCGACAACUGAAAAAACGCAGUCUCAGGCAUUGAAGAGAAAGUCGAUACCUGGUUCGCGAAGGUACAUAUUACACGUGGAUUUCGACUCUUUCUUUGCUGCCGUUUCGCUUCUCAAACACCCGGAAUUAAAAGACAAGCCGGUUGCUAUUGCUCAUGGAUCGGGGUCGGGCUCUGAAAUCGCCAGUUGUAACUAUCCCGCUCGUGCACAGGGCGUCCGGAAUGGCACCUGGAUGAAAGGGGCUUUAGAGUCCUGUCCCGACCUCAAGGUUCUUCCUUACGAUUUCCCAGCCUAUGAGGAUGCAAGUCGCAAGUUCUACAGCGCGAUACUUGCCAUUGAUGGCACUGUGCAAAGUGUCAGUAUUGAUGAAGCUUUGAUUGAUAUCACCGGCUUAUGCUCGGAAGCCGGUGGCUCAGAUGGAGAGGCUAUAUCGGAGGGCUCGAUCGGCCGGGAGCAAGACAAAGCAGAUCAUAUUGCCUUGAAUUUGCGAAAUUUGAUUAAAGAGAAGACCGGAUGUGCGGUCUCCGUUGGUAUUGGGGGUAAUAUUCUGCUUGCAAAGGUAUCUCUGAGAAAGGCAAAACCCGCUGGCCAGUUCCAGUUGAAGCCUGAUGCAGUUUUGGACUUUCUUGGGGACCUCACUGUUCGUGACCUACCAGGUGUAGGCCAUAGCAUGGCGGCCAAGCUUGAAGAGUUGGGCGCAAAGUUUGUUAGAGACAUGAGAAACCUCCCGAAAGAGAGACUCAUAUCUGCCUUAGGGCCCAAGACUGGAAUUAAAAUGUGGGAAUAUGCUCGUGGAAUCGAUCGAACGGAAGUCGGCGACCAAGUCACCAGAAAGUCGGUCUCCGCCGAGGUAAAUUGGGGCAUUCGAUUUGUGAAUCAAGACCAAGCGGACGAGUUUGUACGGUCUCUAUGCUCGGAGCUGAAUCGAAGGUUGAUGGAAAACCUGGUCAAGGGAAAGCAACUCACCCUCAAGGUCAUGCGACGAUCGAUGGAUGCACCACUUGAAGCGGUAAAGCAUCUCGGCCAUGGUAAAUGCGAUACAUUCAACAAAAGUGUUGCUCUCGGAGUCGCAACAAAUGCACCAGAUGUGGUGGCAAAGGAAGCGAUCUCAAUGCUAAGAAGCUUCAAUUUUUCGCCCGGGGACUUGAGAGGCCUGGGGGUGCAGAUGACGAAGCUUGAACCUCUCAAGACUGGGUCCUCUGGACUCGAGAGCAGCCAGAGACAACUCAAUUUCGGCGUCUCCCCGCCUCGCAAGAAAGCCAUUCCAGCUGCAGACCCCGAUGAGCUGGAGAGUCCACACAAAGAUGAAUCCGUUCGGAUCCAGGCGGAUCCAGUUCUCAGCGACAGUGCCCACAAGCCUCUGAAUAUCUCCGGGUCCCAGUUCAUUAUGCCUACCCAGGCAGACCCCAAGGUGGUGGCUGAAUUGCCUUCAGAUAUCAGGUCUAAACUUGUUGCACAGUCAAAACCGCGGCAGAAUUUCCGCGCAGGAUCCGCAUGCCCUCCACCGCGUGAAGAACGGCCAGUUAGCCAAGUAGCCUUGCCUCCACAGUCACAACUUGACCCUGAAACAUUGGCUGCCUUACCUGAGGACGUUCGUUCAGAAGUGCUGGGAUAUUAUCAACAAUCAGCACCAACUACUACGCCGACGCCUGAGCCACCUGGACCUACACCGCAUCCACCAACGCUUCCAGCUUCUCUCAAAUUACGAAGGCCGGUUUCUCCGCCUAAAAAGAGGCGUGGUCGCCCACCCAAGGCGGUAACACUUGCGAGACUCGCGAAGACUCAAACUCUCGAUCAAUCGGGGUUUGGAUCCGUUCGUCCUCGGUCAGCGGUCCCAUCUACCAGUACUGAGGGGAGAUUGUCUAGACGGGCGUCACCACAUGUCGAGGACCCGGACGAAGUCUCAGCCGAUUUCCUUGACGCCUUACCUGAAGACAUAAAGCAAGAGAUCCUGGAAGAACAGAAGCGCAAACGCCUGCAGCAGCGCCAACGAGCCAACGCGGCAGAAAGAGCGCAAAGACUUUCGUCUCGACAACAGGAGGCUCCUCGCAGGGUUGAGAGGCGUCUUCCACUGCCACCUCUCCCCCCAAAGCCUGUGUUUACAUCCCAGCGUCUGUCGCAGCUGCCCGAUCUACGGGAUGCCGUCAGAGCAUGGCAUGAAACUUUUGCAGCCGGUGGCCCGUAUGAGGAAGAUGUUGAUUCGCUGUGUUCAUAUCUGACCAGUGUAACCUUCGGCGAGAAAGAUGUGGACAAGGCGGUCUCAGUUGUCCGGUGGUUGAUGUGGUUGGUCGAAGAUCACUUGCAGGAAGAGCCUGACAAUGGUCAAGGAUCACCAGUGGAAGAAACUAUAUCGUGGCAAGCGGCGAUUGAACUUAUGCAAAACAGUGUACAGGCAGCUUUGGCAAAGAGAGGGCUACCGGAAACCAUGACGCCUGUUACAGAGGGCCCGUUUUCAUUCAACGUCGAUACUUUCUACGUCUCCGCAUCUGGCGGACAGAUCCAUCGGCGUGCAGCGCCCCCUGAAAUCAAAGCUCUUUACGAUACAAGCACCGACAGCCAGGGCACAAAUGACCAUCCUGGGCAUUGGUAUGAGGCCCAACUUCUUCACUAUGGACUCCCACCAUCCAAAGUCAAAGCAACCGCCAAGAUGAAACUGUUGAAGGCCCUACAAGGUGGGGGUCUGAGUGUUCCUAAAGAAGUGAAUCAGAUCGAGAACAAACUGAAAAAGGCUGAAAAAGGCAUGGAAAAAAAAAAAACAAUCGGACGAGAAACUCACCGGCCUUGGUUACGAAGAGACCAAUACCAAGACUGUCACUACCAAGACUGUCACGAAGACAACUCAUACGGUGGAGCCCCCGCCGCGAAGACCCCCAAAGAAAAGGCGGUAGCUACCAAGAAGACUCCGGCAACAAAAGCACCAGGGAAGAACCCCCCAGCGGGUAAGGCUACCACCAAGAAAGCGACGGGACCAAAAGCCCCCACCGCCAAAGCUCCGGCACCCAAGAGGAAGAGGGCGGCGAACGAUGAAGGAGCUGCAAACCCCCAGACCACCAAACGCCAGGCAACUGGUGGUGUAAAGUUGCAGAACACGGGAAACAGCAAUUUCAUCUCCCAGGGUCACCAAAAACCCAGUGAAUGGAAUGGGCCUGGCUACGAUGGGCCUGGCUACGAUGGGCCUGGCUACAAUGAGUUUGGAUAUGAUGAGGAUGGAUAUGAUGAGAAUGGCUAUGAUGAGAAUGGCUACGACGAGGAUGGCUGCGAUGACGCGCCCCCCUCGUAUGAUUCUGUCUACGGACCGGGUGGUGGAAUGGCCUAUGGUGAUGCGUACUAUGGCGAGCAAACGGACUCCGAUUACUACUAG